This is a messenger RNA of Penicillium coprophilum, 324 nucleotides long. RefSeq names its product TMEM14 family protein. Gene Ontology annotation, cellular component: membrane. The record is from RefSeq and is a predicted model, not a curated record. The coding region runs from base 1 to 324 and encodes 107 amino acids. NCBI's taxonomy places the organism in Eukaryota, Fungi, Ascomycota, Eurotiomycetes, Eurotiales, Aspergillaceae. The transcript has 2 exons.
AUGUCCUCACCAACAACCUCUGCUCUAGCCCUCUCCCUCCUCACAAGUCUGGGCGGCAUAAUCGGCUACACACGGACCGGAUCGUUACCCUCAAUCAUCGCCGGCGUCUCCGUCGGUCUCGUCUACCUCCUCGCAUUCCUGCGUCUGCGCGCCGGUCAAUUUUACGGCGAGGAGCUGGGUCUUCUGGCCUCGGUCGUACUGGGUGGGAGCUCGGUGCCGCGUGUGAUCAAGACGGGUGGAAAGCCCGUUCCGGUGGUUUUGUCAGUGCUGGCUACUUAUGGACUUUUUAUCUUUGGGUCUGCGUUUAAGGCGAAGAAGGCGUGA